AGGUUCUGCCUGGCCGAUGACAGCCUCACUGCUCCGCGACAGCCGUUCCGAAUGGAGUGUGCCUGCGCUGUGACGUUGCCAUGAUCCACUGCUUCCGGAAGCCAAUGUAUUAUGUUCCUGUAAAGCAACAUCUCUGCCAAGAUAUAUAGGGUGUGAAGGAGGUAGGCACCAUUUCUUUCUCAUCCAAACGUCUAUCCUUCGUAUCAUAAACACACCUGCUCAAGCCCUACCACACGCCAUCCGUUGCACUCUCCAGUACAACACUCAAGCAGAUCAUCUGGUUUGCCUCGCAGCAAUGGCCCAGCAAAGCGCGCACCAGGUCGUCCACCGCCCUAAAGCUGAGCACCACGAUGCUGCCAACCCAGUCGAGUACGAGAACUCCAUCUACCAACGCGGCCUACACUACGAAAAGCCAUCGCUCACGUUCCGGACCACGGAAUGGCAACCACAAGCCGAAGCAGUCAUGAGCGCCCAAAGUACCGGCUACGUGAGCGGCAACGCAGGCACAGGCGAAACCUACCGCAAGAACCUAGCCGCCUUCCAGAAGUGGUCUAUCGUUCCGUCUCGUCUGGUUCCAACCCCUUCACUUCCCGAUCUCUCUGUUACGGUUCUGGACGAGAAGCUGCAAUUUCCCAUCGCUGUCGCUCCGGUAGGAGUCCAGCGAAUCUUCAAUCCUGAUGGUGAGGCGGCGUCUGCGGCUGCCGCCGAGAGGGAGAAUGUUCCGUUCAUUAUGAGCACGGCCAGCAGCACUAGUAUCGAAGAUGUGGCCAAGGCGAACGGCGAUGGAGUAAGGUGGUUCCAACUCUACUGGCCCAGUCGCGAGCACGACGACCUCACCAUCUCGAUGCUCGAACGUGCCAAGAAGGCGGGCUUCACGGCAUUGUUCGUCACGCUCGACACGUACAUCCUCGGGUGGCGACCCAGCGACAUGGACAACGGCUACAACCCCUUCCUCCGCUCCGACCCAAUAGGCGUCGCAAUAGGCUUCUCCGACCCCGUUUUCCGAUCCCAGUUCAAACAACGCCACGACAUUGAGGUCGAGGACAACAUGGGUCUUGCGGCAGCCGAAUGGACCAAGACCAUCUUCCCUGGCCUUAAUAAAUCGUGGGAGGACGUUGCGUUUCUGAAACAACACUGGGACGGACCUAUCGUGCUAAAAGGGAUCCAGAACGUCACCGAUGCUCGCAAAGCCGUCGAAGUCGGCGUGCAGGGCAUUGUUGUUUCCAACCAUGGCGGACGGCAGGUCGACGGCGGAGUCGGGAGCUUGAGCAUGCUGCCGCGGAUUGUUGAGGCAGUGGGUAAGGAUAUUGAUGUGCUAUUCGAUUCUGGGAUUAGGUGUGGAGCGGAUAUCGCGAAGGCGAUGGCGCUUGGAGCGAAGUGUUGCCUGAUUGGGAGACCGUACGUAUACGGGCUUGCGUUGAGAGGCGGUGAGGGUGUCAGUCAUGUGUUGAAGGCUUUAUUGGGAGAUUUGGAACUGACUCUGCAUUUGGCGGGUAUACCGUCGACGAGCCCCGAGCACCUCACCAGAGAGAAGCUCGUACGGGAGGAUGAGCUGUAGGACACAAGUGAUGACCAUGCAUAUGGCGGGAUCAAAAAAUAUACCGCUCCCUUUCAUCUCAUUGUGCACUGUGGUAUCGGAACGCCCGACAAAUGAAUACAGAAUGCUUUUCGUGUGGUAUGUACACUAGGUCAUCAUUGGGUAGAACGUCGAAUACAUCAAACAGAGCUGGCCAA
Molecule: messenger RNA, 1734 nt
Organism: Baudoinia panamericana UAMH 10762
Lineage: Eukaryota; Fungi; Ascomycota; Dothideomycetes; Mycosphaerellales; Teratosphaeriaceae
Exons: 2
Coding region: 296-1558 (420 amino acids)
Molecular function (GO): FMN binding; oxidoreductase activity
Source: RefSeq, a predicted model, not a curated record